This is a messenger RNA of Choloepus didactylus (southern two-toed sloth), 1977 nucleotides long. RefSeq names its product G protein-coupled receptor 162 (gene GPR162). NCBI's taxonomy places the organism in Eukaryota, Metazoa, Chordata, Mammalia, Pilosa, Megalonychidae. The transcript is spliced from 4 exons. Gene Ontology annotation, cellular component: membrane. Bases 1 to 1767 code for a protein of 588 amino acids. Gene Ontology annotation, molecular function: G protein-coupled receptor activity. The record is from RefSeq and is a predicted model, not a curated record. Gene Ontology annotation, biological process: G protein-coupled receptor signaling pathway.
AUGGCUCGGGGCGGGGCGGGGGCGGACGAGGCCUCCCUGCGCUCGAACGCCUUGUCCUGGCUGGCCUGUGGGCUGCUGGCGCUGCUGGCCAACGCCUGGAUCAUCCUCAGCAUCUCAGCCAAGCAGCAGAAACACAAGCCGCUGGAGCUGCUGCUUUGCUUCCUGGCCGGCACCCACAUCCUCAUGGCGGCUGUGCCCCUCACCACCUUCGCCGUGGUGCAGCUACGGCGCCAGGCGUCCUCCGACUAUGACUGGAACGAGAGCAUCUGCAAGGUCUUUGUGUCCACCUACUACACGCUGGCCCUGGCCACCUGCUUCACGGUCGCCUCGCUCUCCUACCACCGUAUGUGGAUGGUGCGUUGGCCCGUCAACUACCGCCUCAGCAAUGCCAAGAAGCAGGCGCUGCAUGCUGUCAUGGGCAUCUGGAUGGUCAGCUUCAUCCUCUCCACGCUGCCCUCCAUCGGCUGGCACAACAAUGGCGAGCGCUACUACGCCCGUGGCUGCCAGUUCAUAGUCUCCAAGAUCGGCCUCGGCUUUGGCGUCUGCUUCAGCCUCUUGCUCCUUGGGGGCAUUGUCAUGGGGCUGGUCUGUGUGGCCAUCACUUUCUACCAGACCCUGUGGGCCCGGCCCCGGAGGGCUCGACAGGCCCGGAGAGCGGGGGGUGGGUGGGGGGCCAAGGGGGGUGGGCCAGGGGGGCUGGGUACCCGGCCAGCCUUUGAAGUGCCAGCCAUUGUGGUGGAGGAUGCCCGAGGGAAGCGGCGGUCCUCGCUGGACGGCUCCGAGUCCGCCAAGACAUCACUGCAGGUUACCAACUUGGUCAGCGCCAUCGUCUUUCUCUAUGACUCGCUCACAGGGGUGCCCAUCUUGGUGGUGAGCUUCUUCUCCCUUAAGUCGGACUCUGCUCCCCCGUGGAUGGUGCUGGCUGUGCUCUGGUGCUCCAUGGCACAGACGCUGCUGCUGCCCUCCUUCAUCUGGUCCUGCGAGCGCUACCGCGCCGACGUGCGCACGGUGUGGGAGCAGUGUGUGGCCAUGAUGUCCGAGGAGGACGGCGAUGACGAUGGGGGCUGUGAUGACUACGCAGAUAGCCGACUGUGCAAAGUUCGCUUUGAUGCCAAUGGGGCCACGGCAUCGGGGGGCCGGGACCCCACCCAGGUGAAGCUGCUACCUGGAAGGCAUAUGCUCUUUCCACCUCUCGAGAGGAUCCACUACUUACAGGUCCCUCUGUCCCGCCGUCUGUCCCACGAUGAGACCAACAUCUUCUCCACCCCUCGGGCACCAGGCUCCUUCCUGCACAAGUGGUCAUCCUCCGAUGACAUCCGGGUCCUCCCGGCCCAGAGCAGGGCCCUCGGGGGCCCUCCUGAGUACCCGGGACGCUGCCGCAGGCUGGAGGAGGAAGAGGAUGAGGAGGAGGCUGAAGGUGGGGGGCUGGCCAGCCUCCGCCAGUUCCUGGAGAGUGGGGUUCUGGGGGCAGGUGGGGGAUCUCCAUGGGGUCCUGGCUUCUUCCGGGAGGAGAUCACCACCUUCAUCGAUGAGACACCUCUGCCUUCUCCGACUGCCUCACCAGGGCCUUCUCCUCGUCGGCCCAGGCCGCUGGGCUUGUCUCCCCGCCGACUCUCCCUUGGGUCCCCUGAUAGUGGAGCCGUCGGACUUCCUUUGGGGCUAAGUGCAGGGAGACGCUGCUCCUUGACAGGGGGCGAGGGGAGUACAAGGGCUUGGGGAGGAUCCUGGGGUCCAGGUAACCCCAUCUUCCCCCAGCUGACCCUGUGAGCCCAAGUGGGCCUGCAAACUCAGAGGAGGGGGCCUGGGUGGGUAACACCUCCUUCUGGCCCUCAGCCUAGGGCAGCUGCCUCCAGACUCUGGGGUGAUGGGCCCUGGAUCUGGGGCCCUGGGGCCUCUGCUAUCUCCCAUCCAAGCGACCAGAUGCCCUUUUCACCUUCUAUCAUCCCUAGCAAAAUGUAUUAAAGUCUGAAGUGUUAC